Messenger RNA from Pediculus humanus corporis (human body louse), 393 nucleotides. RefSeq names its product thioredoxin, putative. Bases 1 to 393 code for a protein of 130 amino acids. The record is from RefSeq and is a predicted model, not a curated record. Lineage: Eukaryota; Metazoa; Arthropoda; Insecta; Psocodea; Pediculidae. Gene Ontology annotation, cellular component: mitochondrion. The transcript has a single exon. Gene Ontology annotation, biological process: cell redox homeostasis.
AUGCUAAGAAAAGCAUUUUUAAUUAGGAGAAUGACAUUAAGUGCGGUAAAUCGCCGCAAAUAUCGUGAAAUAGAAACAAAUGAUGAAUUUGUUAAGCAUGUAAUUAAUUCUGAAUACCCUGUAGUUGUAAAUUUUCAUGCCGAUUGGUGUGAGCCUUGUAAAAAACUUACACCAACCCUUAAAGAAAUGAUAGAACCAUUAAAUGAUGUUAAUUUAGCUAUUGUCGAUGUUGAAAAACAUCCAGAAUUGGUUGAAAGUUUCGAAGUGAAAGCCGUACCUGCUGUUGUUGCUCUUAGACAUGGACAAGUCAUUGAUAAAUUUAUUGGUUUAGUCGAAAAGGAUAUGAUAACUAAACUUAUGGAAAAACUAGGAUCGAAUAAAUCAUCUGACUAA